Messenger RNA from Paramecium tetraurelia, 1038 nucleotides. RefSeq lists its product as uncharacterized. Lineage: Eukaryota; Ciliophora; Oligohymenophorea; Peniculida; Parameciidae. The transcript is spliced from 5 exons. The record is from RefSeq and is a predicted model, not a curated record.
AUGAAAAAAAUAGACGGGAAUGGUGAAAAAUAGUUAAAGGAUGUUGAAGGGAAUUCAGCAUCAAUGAAUUAUCCUAUACCACUCGAGUUUGAUAGCAAAAAAAACCAUCCUAAUUAUCUAAAAGGCAAAAGUAAAGAAAAUCAAAUUACAUCAAUAGUCCAAUAAGAUUAAAAAAAUCGCAAGCCAGUUUAGGUUAGUAUUGAUCGCCCUUUAGAAGGCAAAAGAUUCUUGAACAAAGAAAAGAACUCAUAAAAAAUAUUUUUAUAAGUAAGAAAUGAUAAUGGAAGUGAAAACAGCAGUUGUGAAUUAGGAAAUUCAAAUUCAGAUUGCGAAUGUGCAAAAAAUAUGAUCCCUAAAAAAAAUAUCGAAAUAAAAAUAAAUCGAAAAAGAAAAAAGAAGACUGAUACAACUCCAUUUUAUGAUUAAAUCAUCUACCAUGAUCCAAGAAUGAGGAGGAUAAACUUCGUUUACAGUUCAUCUGGAUCGUCAGAUUCUGAAUAUGAAAGGGUUUUUAUAAAGAAAGAAGAAAUACCUGAAAAAAAAUAUAAAGAUAAGCCAUCAAAAAAAGAUCCAUCAGAAAAAGAAAUCCCAUUACCAGAGCACAUUCUUGAAUGUCCAAUUCAGCCCCUUCCUAUUCCAAAAGUUGAAAAAUUACCAGAAGUGAAAAAACCAAAAUAGGAAAAACCUAUUAAAUAACCAAAGAUAUAGAAAUACCGCCCAAAACCUCCAGAAGAAGAAUGGGCGAAAUAUGAAACCCCAAACGUUGUACAUCCAUAUUAAUUAAAAAAACCUUAAAAGCCAGUUGAAAAACAAAAAGACUCUAAACCAAUUUAUGGGAAACCAAGAGAAAGAGUUGAAUUUAAAGCUCCAAAAGCGUAAGAAUAAGCAAAUGAUUUUAUUCCGAAAGCUCUUCCAACUCAAAAUGCAGCACCAUUAAAAGAAAAACAAAAAAAGAAAUAAAAAAAAUAGAAUCAAUCAUCAUCCGGCUCAAGUUAUUGUUAUGAGUGUGAGUGCUUAAGCGAUGCAUGUGAUUGUUGA